AUGGCGAUUUCGCGGCAGGAACUGGAUUCACGGCUGCAAAACGCUGUGUGCUACGUGCACGAGGCUGACGACAGAGGGGCCGGCGCGGUGGCUCCACUGGAGUUUGUGGUAUCGUACUAUUUGGACCGAAUUGCACGUACGGGGUGCUCAGUCCUGCAUCUCACGACGGUCCACGCAUUUGACGUUGGCAUGGUGGCCAAAUGGCGGCCGCACUUUGACGACAACGUGUUCUCAAAGGUGCGAAUCGAGCGGUGUCUGAGUCUUGCUGCGCUGCUUGACCAAUCGCAGGCAGACGUGGAUCUGGUUGUUAUUGAGGACAUACGUGGACUAUUUAACCUUGAGUUUGCAAAAAACUACACGGGAGCAAGUGCUAGCAUGGUAGGGCUUAUGAGGAAGCUGCGCGAAAAAGCAUACAAAACAGGGUGUUCAACGAUGUUUGUGGAGAGAGAGCGCGGGGCGCAGUUCCAGUCGCGGCCGAUCGAGCAGUACGUUCGCACACUGUACGACUGCGAAGUAGAAGCGAGCUGGAAGGAGGUGUAA
Ogataea parapolymorpha DL-1 is the source of this 540-nucleotide messenger RNA. RefSeq lists its product as uncharacterized. The coding region runs from base 1 to 540 and encodes 179 amino acids. The transcript has 4 exons. The record is from RefSeq and is a predicted model, not a curated record. Lineage: Eukaryota; Fungi; Ascomycota; Pichiomycetes; Pichiales; Pichiaceae.